Symbiodinium necroappetens is the source of this 1008-nucleotide messenger RNA. NCBI's taxonomy places the organism in Eukaryota, Dinophyceae, Suessiales, Symbiodiniaceae. The record is from the annotation of a GenBank genome assembly.
GAGGAAGAGGGAGCAAAGAAUGCUGUCCCCCCUGCUUCUGAGAGUUCUGCCGAGGAUCUGCACUUCCCCAGCGGCCACAACUCACCACGUGGAGAAGACAAGCCGGAUCCAGUGCCCAGGCCCAUUCAUUCCGAGGUAGCCGAAAACACCACGGCGAGCGACGCCGUGCCAGAAAUGGAAAGGCUGCCGAUCAGGACUACUGAGCAAGAAGCAGAGGACACUGAGGAGGCUGACUUGGAUGCGAUGAUCCCUUUCAGUGCCCGUGAGAAGGUGCAGAGGCAGAUCUCGCCUCAUCUCCAGGUGGUGGAGCAGCCGCAGGUGCCAAUUGCUCAUGGCAAGGGCAACCAGGCUGCCAGAUCGCCUGAGGACUCGAGCAGUUCGCUGGGCUUCGCCUCGCCUGAAGUACCACAGGAGGCCAGCGCUGGGAGCUUCAGCUUCGGUGAUCAAGGUCAAAACGGUCUUGGUGUCCUCGGCGAGGCCAGCCCCCUGGAUGAAAGGCCAGCCAGAGGCGAUUUCAGCACUGGUGCCUCUUCUACGAGCAAGGUGUCUGCUCCGGUGCCGGUGGCUGCUGCUGCGGCUACAAUUGAGCGACAAGGAGGUGUGCCAGCUGCCAGAAAGACACCGGGAAUUCUGCGGGACUUAGGCCUUGAUGAGUCCUCCGAUGACACGCCAAAGACGGACACCAAGGAGGCAGCACAGCCGCCAUCGACCUCCCCCGCAGCCUCCACCCCGGCUUCGGUGGCGUCGCCUGCUUUUUCCAAGGCCGCUCCCAAGCGCAGCAACCCGCUCGCGCGGGGCAGCGCAGGACGCGGAAACCUCCUCCAGGGCUCCGGCUCUGGUGACUUCCUGGGCGGGGGUAUGCCAGGUCUUGGUCUGCCUGGCAGAGAUGCCGGCUCUGGCGCCUUGUCGUCAUUGGCAGCCCUGCGCCCGAAGUCCAAAGCGAGGCCGAAGAUCGGCUCGCUGCCCGGCGGUCCCAUCGACUGGAGCCAAAGGGAGGACUUCAGAUGA